Drosophila virilis is the source of this 3346-nucleotide messenger RNA. Lineage: Eukaryota; Metazoa; Arthropoda; Insecta; Diptera; Drosophilidae. The record is from RefSeq and is a predicted model, not a curated record.
UCCAGGUUCACGCAAAUGUUCACUGCGAACCAAACGCAUUCGCUAUAAAUUAAUUCGGUAUAAAAAUAAGUCAAAUAAAGUAGUAAUUAAUAGAUUUUGCGCAUUUAAUUUAGUUUGCACGUUCAUUUCCAAACAACACAGAAACCUGGGUGAGUUCCAUGCAGGUGCGCAGAGUGAAUGAAAGGUGAAAUUAUAUGCGCAUUUCGACACCUUUGUCAACGCUUAUUUGCGCAAAAUAAUAAGUUCCGAGUGUUGUUGUUGGUGGGCCAGCACAAAUACACAGAAGUUGGCUCGCUUGGCGCUAGCAGAACAAGAGGCAGUGAAAAACACAAACAACAGCAACAACAACAAGCAGAGCAGCACCAAUAACACCCAGAGCAACAACUACAGCAGCAGCAACAACAACAACAAUAACAAUAAUAACAUUUGCGCCAGUGGUCACAAGAAAUGGCUAAUACAAAUAUGAUUAGCAGCAAUCAUAACAGUAACAGCAACAGCACCGCCUACACUUACAACAAUUAUAACAGUGCUAGUGCAGACAGCGGCAACAGCAGCGGAAGCAACGGCGGCAGUGGCAGCGGCAGCGGCGGUGGUGGCAGCGAGGUGCAAACGCUACGUGAAGUCUGUAACAUGCUGAAUACGGCCGCCCCAACCAAUUAUAUGAUACCAACAGGUGGUUGUGCGUACGAUCACAUUAUUUCUAUGAUGCGCGGACUUAACCUGCAGGACGAUGGCAUUGUCCUUAAUAACAAAAUCAAAGCCAUCGAAACGGAUUUCUGCAACAUUGUGCGCGACGAAUCGAUGCUAUGCGAAUCCAUGGACUACAUGAAUAACAAAGCCCUAUGCGACGCGGAGACGGCACUGAAGUUCGCCCUGCUGUUCUCCUCGCGUAACUUUGAUGCCCUGGCCAUGAAGGAGACGAAAGUGCGGAGCGCCAUGCUCAAGAUACUGGAGACGAACUUCAUCAAUGCCGAUGCGUAUCGGCUGCACGACAAGAAUCGACUAUACAACUCGAUAACGCUGCUGGGCGAGUACUAUCAUCGCGUGCGUCUGGCGGACAAUGCGCCGAUAACCAUUUUGGGCGACUCGCUGCUCAAUCUGCUUACGCGUGAGAUAAACGACGUGUCGGUGGUGAUGAGCACGCGCCUAGCGCGCCUAGUUCUGUCACAGAUCACGCUCAAUGGCGAGAUCAUGCGCACGCGACACAAGGCAGAAAUCGAUCAGUUGCUCUACCAUGUCAGACGCCACUUGAUCAUGCAGCCGGCGCUGACGGCCAAGGUGAAAGCGAUGCUAAUGAUGGUGCUCGAUUUGUUCUACAGCCAUUUCAAGCAUGUGGGCCACGAACUGGAGGCCAUGUAUACAGAGUAUUUGGUGGUCGACGAAGACGAGGAUGAUGGCUUCAACAACAACAACAACAACAACAAUAAUGCGACGGAAAUACAGCCACAAUCGGAUGCGUACAGCGGUCAGAGUGCAACCACCUGUUACAGUGACGAGGAGAAUGGCAGCAGUGCCAACAACUCAGCACAGGAAGUGCCCAAGAAGUGGAGCGAGCAGGUCUGCGAGGAUUCGCUAUGCGAUAUUGUUUACGGCGAGGCAUCAGCCAAUGGCGAUGAGCAGCAACAGUACUGCGAAAAUGCUGGCAAUUCCUAUCAAAGCCACGACACGUCCAGUUCCAGCCGUCAGGCCAGACGUGGCUAUCAGCCGCGCCAUGUGCCGCGUCCGCUUAAGCAGUCACAUUCACAGGCGCCGCACGCAGACAAUAUCAGCUCCGAUCAGUAUCCAUCCAUGGCCAGCAGCGAGGAUCGCGAUGAGUCAAAGCCGCUGCCCAGCUGGCGCAUGACACGCUUCAACCGCCCCAACGAUGGCGAACAGGCGAAUGGACGCUCACGUCAUGACCAACAGCGUCGCUAUAGCGUCAGCUGCGAUGACGAUCAUCAGAGUGUGCGAAGCGAGGGUCGCGGUAAUUUGCGUCUCUAUAGCAUUGAUGAUCGCAGGAAGCACUCGGAGGAGCGCUAUGAGCGCAAUCUGGGCGGUGGCAGCAACUAUAACAACAUAGUGAACUCCAAUUGGGAUCAGCGCGAUGAUCGCAGUGAGCGCUCCUAUAUAAGCAACUAUGAGCGCGGAAAUAGCUACAAGCGCGGCGGGCGCUAUAACAAUCACAAUCGCAACACGUACGACAAACCGCCGCGUUUCCAAAAGCAGCAGCAACAACAGCAGCAGCAUCAGCAGCAACAACAACAACAACAACACCAACAGCAUCAGCACAGGGAUCAUCAGAAGAUACACAGUGAGACCUGGCGUCGCUCAAACAAUGCCAUAAACAAUGCAUAUCAGGAUGAGAAUUGUGCUUACAAUUCGAAUGGGCCCGAGUCCAACAGCCGCAGCUCGUCGCGUGCACGCACUCUGCCGCGUCCGCCCAAAUCCCAAAUGGAUGAUGGCGCCAGGAAACCCAACACCAACUAUCGCUACAGUCAGAGUCCAACACGCGGUGGUGGCGGCAGCGGCGCUGGGGGCGGCGGCGGUGGGCCGCGCACGUUUCCGCGUUACAGCAGUCAGAGCAGCCUGGCAAGCGAAGCGUCCAGCACAUUUGAUCGCCGCCAGCAGUCGACCCGGCCACAUCAGCAUCAACAUCAGCAUCAAAAUCAGCAUCAUCAUCAACCGCAGCGUCAUCGCAACUUUACACGUCGCUCACAGCCCAACAUACACCAGCCGCAGGAGCAUCAACAGGCUCCAAAUCCACAGCCGCAGCAGCAGCAGCAACAAUCGAAUGCAACUGGCAACUGGCAAGAGGCUGGCAAGGAUGAGAGCGAGCUGGUGCGCAAUGCACAGCAGACAACACAAUAUAUGAACUACCUGUCCGCGCAGAAAUGAGAGAGACGCGCCCGCUGCAAAAGAGCCGAGCGUCGUCGCAGCACCAGAAACUACAAAUGCAUGGAGUGAUUACAAUAAGCACGAGUACGAUUUUUGUAAAGUUUAAUUGUUUUAAAAUUGAAAGUCUGCAACGAGAUUUUGUUUCAACCCGGUUUUAAAGCUGCCCCCUAACAUUCAUUCAAGUAAUCAAUUUGCUUUUCACUUGCAAACCAAAAAAGAAAAGAAAUGAUUUUUUUUUCUUUUCUUAAAAUUGUAUUGGAAUAUUUUUGAAUUAAGACCACAUAUUCAAUUUGUAAGCUAAUACUUGUGCCGUUCAUUUAAUAUUAUUUUGUAUAAUGUAGUAGAGACUGUUUGUAAUCUACAAUUGAGCUCAAAUGUUAAACCUAACUCGUGGCCAUUUGCAUCUAAUCUCCAAUUUCCCGCCUCAAAUAAACAAUAAAAUGAAAUAUGAAAUCAAACGUAAACACACAAA